AUGAUUCGGGUGCUUCUUCUCCUCCUCUUUUCCGCCAUCCCUUUGCUUCCAUCCUCCUCCGGCCUUCCCUUGUGCGCCGACUCUCGUAAGUUAUCUUUUGUCCUUGAGCUCAUUUGCGCCAUAUGCUGUUGAGGGAUCCUCUGUUCUUAUCUUCGUUACCCUCUCCGGCCCCUUUGGAUGUUUGCUAACAGGGGCACCCAUCACCAUCAAUGCUUCCCUGCCCUUCUGCAACUACACUGGGAGAAGCUGCUGCAACGCCACCGACGAUGCCUCGUGGAGGAAGCAGUAUGAAUCCAUGAACAUCUCGGGCACCCCUUGCGAUUCAAUCGUCAAGUCCAUACUCUGUGCUGUAAGUAUCCUUCGACUUGUUCCUUGUUGUUUUCUCCGCACUCGAAACCUGGAAACCUAUCGAAUUGGGACACGAUCACGAAGAUGGAAACAUCCUUCUUUACCCCAUUUCGGUGAUACUAGCGGCCUUGGCAUGAAAUUGUGGGACAUAUCUAUAACCAGGUAGCAUGUCGGAUCCAACAUCCUAGAGUGAUGUGAAUUCUCCUGGACUGUUCCGAUCCAACAUCCUAUAACCGGGUAACUCUUUCUUCUUUCUCGCCACUUCCCCAAAGGAGGACAUGUACAAGCAGUGACCAUCAAAAUCGAUUCUUAGGGCAUGAGCCUUAAAGCAAGAAAACGUGUCGAUUCUGCGUUCCAGAUUUCUCAUUGGUAUCCACCACCUGUGAAAUAAUUUCCAAAGAGUUACUAAUAUCGCCAAACCAAUAAAUAGGUUAGACGCGGUUGUGGUCUCUGAACAUUUCUGGAGGAUACUUGGGAACUUCCAGUUUUGAUGAAAGUUCUCUGGUCAAUCACCCUUCGGGAUCCAAAUGCGGAGCACUACUCCCCAGAGAAAGAUCUUUAUCUUCAACCGAAGGGUUCUUCCCCGAGCGGUGCCGCUCUACGGAGCACUUCAUCCUCGAUUAAAGCUUUUUAUAAAUAAUCUAAUGGAGAUUCUGCCUCUACCGUUCGGCCUCUUUCUUCUAACGCCCUUUUUUUCUCCACUUUUCUAGUAACGUUUGAAUUCUGCUGUAUAAGCGUUUCACUUUGUUAAAGUGUUAUCCUUCUGUCAGAUAAUUUUUUCUGCAAUUUUUCUGAUGUUUGCAUCCAACGAUUUUCAGAAAUGUGAUCCAUUUGCUUCAAAGAUCUUUCCCAGCACAUCAAUUGUGCGAACUGUUCCUACGCUCUGUAACACUUCUGCUCCUGUAAGCUCCCUGUCGGUAGGUGCUUCAAAAGCCUUCUGUGAGCAGGUAUGGGACGCGUGCAAAGACGUAUCAAUAAAGAAUUCUCCAUUUGGAACUUCUGCUGUGCUUUCCGAGAAAUGGCAAUCAGAGAAGGACUUUUGUCAAGCGCUUGGAGGGUCAUAUGGUAAUGAUUCAGUGUGCUUUGAUGGGAAGCCUGUAUCAUUUAAUAAUACCCCGAGUUCGCCGGGUCCCGAGGGUGUGUGCCUUGAACGGCUCUGGGGCGAUCCCUUCAUCAAUAUAGUCCCCCAUCCCGAUGGGUCCAACCGUGUGUUCGUUUCUAAUCAAGAGGGUAAGAUAUUUCUGGCUACAGUGCCUGAACAAGGAUUUAAUGGAACACUAGGGAUAAACACAGAAAACCCUUUUUUGGACAUAAGUGGUUUGGUUCACUAUGACAGUGAAUUUGGACUUUUGGGAAUUGCAUUUCACCCAAACUUUGUGGCCAAUGGCCGUUUCUUUGUCUCUUACAAUUGUGACCGGACCCAGUCUACAAGCUGUUAUGGAAGGUGUUCAUGUAAUACAGAUGUGCAAUGCGUCCCUUCAAAUCUUGGGAGUGAAGGGACAUCUCAGCCUUGCCAAUACCAGAGUAUAAUCGCUGAAUACACUGCCAAUAGUUCCUCGUCCACACCAUCCAUGGUAUUCUCAAACCUUUGGCUGCCAAAGUGAAUAUUCAAGUCUCUUAUCAAAAAUGUGUUGCAUUUGUCAAAAAACGAUUUUGAUUGUGUCUUGUGUGAUAUCUCUUGCAGGCGGCCACUGCUAACCCAAAUGAAGUUCGAAGAAUUUUCUCUAUGGGUCUUCCAUUCACAUCUCAUCAUGCAGGUCAAAUCCUUUUUGGACCAACUGAUGGAUACUUAUACUUCAUGAUGGGGGACGGUGGUUCUAUUGGCGACCCUUGGAAUUUUGCACAAAAUAAGAAGUCAUUUCUUGGGAAGAUUUUGCGCCUUAAUGUGGAUGUGAUGCCAAGUGAGUAGUCUAGACUUUCUAGAUCAGACCGCCUAGUUUCUUCCAUCUUCUUCUUACGUUAAUUUCCUAAUGCUCCAAUUUUAGUUUACUGCUCUUUCAAAGUGAAUGUCACUGACAGAUUGUGAACUUGGUAGGGCACGGACACUAGAGGUUUUCGUUCUUCUGAUAUUAUUUUUUUGACCCUUGCUAACUGUGUAACAUUGUCUUUCAAAAAUGUUUUAGUUUCUCCCACUGUGUUCACAUCCAAUCCUGUCCGAGUUGUGCAGCCAGCUUGUAUCCUUUCAGGUUUCUCAAAAGCUCGAAUAUAUUGCAAGUUUCCCAAAACAUGCCGGAUGCUCCCAUUUUUUCUUGGUUGUACAGGCUGGGGAUGGCGGUUCAUGCUUAUUAAAUAUUCAAAUGAUCCUCCUUAAAAUUGAUAGAUCCAGAUUAAGCAUCUCCAUGAAAUUCUCCUCGAGCUCUAUUUCGGGGAUCCAUUUCGGAACUAAUGAUUAUUUUUCUUGUAAUGCAUUUUUUUUUUCUGAAGACUAAUUAUUGCUGGGUUCUUAUUUAUCUUUGCAUUUCCUUCUUUUAUAUAAACAUCUAGUUUAGUGUCUUAGUCAUUCCGGGACAUAUAAUUAAUCGUGACAUUGCAGCAUGAUUGUGGCAACUGUCCAUGUGUUUUUAGUUUUUAGUUUGAGCAGUUUAGAGUCAGCGGCAUGACCAGUUUUCUGGGUGUAGCUGAUAGCUGCACUGGAUUUGGGAAUGGUGGGUUUGUAGUUAACUUCGUCCCCAAGACUCUCUGAUCCAAUGUAAAUCAGAAAAUGAAAGGAAGAUGACUAACAUAAUAAUAAGAUCAGAGUUUAUUUUUAACUGGCCCAGAUCGAUAGUCAAUUGCACCUCCUGAACCCCCCCCAUCGCAAUACUAGAUGAAAUACAAGAAUUAACUGGGGAGCCUCUGAGAAUUUACGAUAAAUGCAUACUUGAAUAUUAGAAUAGAGAAACUUGAAAGGCAGUUUCUGAAGAUAAAAUGCCCAUAUAAAUUUUAAGAAGGAAACUGAGCCGAGAUGCAAAUACUUGGGCUAUUACAUUCCGGGUAGCUUUCUCCAAAGAUGGGUCCUGACUGAAUAUUCUAUUAACUGGAUGUGCUCGUUCAACAUACAGUACAGAGUGAUGUACAGCUGGUAUUGGGAACAAUUAAGUCUCAUUGGAGCUCAAAGAUCCGUCAGAGAACCGAGUGUUUGUUGGCACUUCAAGGUGUUCCCACAGCGGAACGACUUUCUCGGAAGAUCUUGGAUUGAAUCAUAACAAAACGAAGAUUUGGAUCUUUCUCUAUGUGCUGAAAUGACGUUGGGGAACAUAGUGAGCUUCUUUGAUUUCUACACUGGGAGAUGGGAAAGAGAGAUGUCAUUAGCUAUCUGAGUUAAGGCCUUUUAAGGGAGAGUAUCUACGUUAUCGUUAGGGAUGCUAGGGCUGCAUAUGAAGCAACUACUGAAUCAGGGAGAAACAUGGGCAUGCUGCUUCAGCACCUUUUAAGGUGUCAAGGUCGAUGAGUGUAGCUCUGUUGUGUAUGAUAGAAAACUUGAAUUUAGUCAUUGGGUCAAUUCAGUUUGAGGUGGUUGGAAUAUGAGCCUCCCUUGGAAUAAGAGCAAAGACGAGAAAUAAGAUAUAGAACCCUCUCCUUGGGUAACAGAACACAUCUCCCCCCCUUUUAAAACCCUUAAAAAACCAAGUCUGAAAGGGGUUGAUUUCCCCUUUCAAACUCCUUGGAUUAAGUUGGUAUUAGCUAGAAUCUUACAGGCGAGUAUGGGCGCUGCUCCAUGAUGGCAUGUUAUAUUAAGGCAGGACUAUCUUUGCCGCAUACUAUUCUGAUUACUGAAACCUUCUACUCAUCUGUGGUUAAACAUGUGUAACCUAAGAUUUAAUGAGCUAGUUUUAUUAGAUUCUUAGAAUUUCAUUGCCUGUUGAAACAUGCCCAUGUAGAUUAUAAGCAUCUCGCUGUGCCUCGAUGGCCCCGAAGUCUCUACUGUCCAUUAUCAUGAUGACAAUGGUUUGAGUUGUUGCAUCUUUUCAUGGCCAUCUCCAAAGACAAACAUAAUUUUUUUUAUUACUUGUAUGUUUGUGAUGUUUUUCUCCAAGUUUCUAAAUGUACACGGAUUAGGAAUUCCGUGGAGGUUGUUGUUUUGGCAGGCAAUUACUUAUUCCCUAAUGAAAUUACAUUGGUCAUGCUGCAUCUGUCUAAAAUUUGCAUUCUUAAUGUAGGUGGGAAAGAGAUGUCUGCCCUUGGCAGUUGGGGUAACUAUUCAAUUCCGAUAGACAACCCGUACCUUGCUUCCAAUGAGUCGCGGCCUGAGAUCUGGGCCCUGGGCUUUAGGAAUCCUUGGCGCUGCAGCUUCGAUUCACAAAGGCCUUCUUACUUCUUUUGUGGGGAUGUUGGGCAGGUCUGUGAAAAAUAUGCAUUUACUACUUCUUGAUCAUUUUUAUUACUUUCCAUUCUUGCAUUAUACAUGCUCGUGUCCUGUCUUGUCAUGAUUAAUGAGUAUUACCUUCAAGGCCGACAGAUGUCCAGAAAGUGUUGUUUAAAAUCUUUAGAAUUUGAUCAUGGGGGUCCUAAGUCAACCCCGGUUGCUGGAAAAGGACAUGUUUUAAAGAUGCAUCAUUAUGAGGUACAGUCAACCAUGGCCUUAAGAUCUGUUGUUCAGAGUUAGAAUAUCUAAUUAUCUUUCGCUAUAAAUUUCCAAACAUGAGCCUUGUAAUUUUCGCUAACCCAUUUUCCUGCGUUUAUAACUUGCAAAAUUGUUGGAGUUUACUUUUGUUCUCAGAAGAAUGAACCUUUUUCAUCGACUGAAACCCUUUUUAACUGUCAAUAAUAUCCACUGAAUAGUCGUUACCAAUGAGGAUUUAAAUGCCAAGAACCGGAAAAAUCUCCAUCCUCAAUGCUUCAUAAUCUUCUUUACCAUCUGAAAAUUUUGUGUCUUAUGCACCUAUGAUGGAUGGAUGGGUAAUACUGAAGCGCACACUCAAAUGAGUUAUCAGGGGAAAUAAUACGGUUCUAGUGCUUCUCUCUGGCUUCUCCGUCGUUUCCAGGCAUCUCUCUGUCCUUCCAUUGAAUACCCUCAUCAACCCUGUUCUCAUCAUGCCCUGCUGCUCAUGGUGUAUUCGGCAGAAUUCAUAUGAAGAGGUGGAUCUGGUUACCAAGGGAGGGAACUACGGUUGGCGCGUGUACGAGGGUCCAUAUCUCUAUAACCCGGGAUCCACCCCGGGGGGGAACACGACCCCAAGUUCGAUAAAUGCCCUGCUGCCUGUGAUGGGUUACAAACAUUCGGAGGUGAAUGCCAACACCGACUCUGCAUCGAUAACGGGAGGCUACGUCGACAGAUCCAUGACCGACCCCUGCUUGUACGGAAGGUAAGUUUUUGAGGUGUAGAUGCUUGAUACCCUAGUUGAUUCCCGUGGGUGGACACGUUCUUGAUCGCUUACAGUUCGCAUGGAAUUUUGCCAGGUACCUCUACGCAGAUCUGUAUGCGAAUUCGAUUUGGGUGGGCCUUGAAACCCCGACGAACAGUGGGAACUACACUACCACCUCGAUUCCAUUCAACUGCGCCGCCGACUCACCGAUCUCUUGUGCUUCCACGGACUCGAGCGGCCUUGCGUCGAUUGGGGUAAUCUUCUCGUUCGGCGAAGACAACGGGAAGGAUAUCUACGUGUUGGCCAAGAAUGGCUUGCACAGAGUCGUCCGCCCCAGUCGCUGUGGCUACAAGUGUCCCACGGAGAUCACCCCCAGAGUGGGGAAUUCCCCGUCGCCGCAGUCGUCGGCCUCUCCGGGGAGGGGCACCCCAGCGAUGGCGGCCGUUCUUGUCUGUCUCUCCCUGCUCCUGCUACUGGGUUUGUAA
Spirodela intermedia is the source of this 6118-nucleotide messenger RNA. The record is from the annotation of a GenBank genome assembly. Lineage: Eukaryota; Viridiplantae; Streptophyta; Magnoliopsida; Alismatales; Araceae.